CCGCCGCAACAGGUGUCCUUCCCCCAGAAGCCCAGAAAUCGCAGUACUAUCACAGAAGAAGAAAGGAUAGAAUGAAGCUGGACGACAAGCAGAAGCGACUGGGCCAGGAGCCGCCCAAGUACCUUAACGAGGACUUCUUUAAAGCGGCGCUGGAGGACGGACUCCGGGACAUGCGCGUGGACAUCAAGAAGAUCAUUUUUGCCGAGUCGAGUGGUGGAGGCGGUGAGAACUACUGCAGCAAGAUCUAUAGGGCCAGGGCCCUCUAUCGUAGCAGCAAAAGGCAGCUGGACGAAGAGCUGGCCAUGAUUGUCAAGAGUAUUGCGAUCACGCCGGCAACCCAAUUCCUCGAGGAACUUGCUGUUUAUCUGCGCGAGAAGAUCUUCUACUUUGACGUUCUUGGCAAACUGGAGGUCCUUAUUGGAGACGGGUCGAAGUUCGGGGCCAAGUGCCUGUAUACAACCCGCGAGCCCAUUCAGACGAUCGUCUUCGACGACCUCACCCAGUAUGGCUAUAAGCUGGCCAGCAGACAGAGCGGCCUAAACGAGGAGCACUGCGUGGUCAUCCUCAAGAAGCUGGGCAAGUUCCAUGCCAGUUCCAUGGUGCUGGCCGAGAAGGAGCCUAGUGUUCAGGAGCACUUCACAACCGGAAUGCUGGAUGAGAACUACAUCCGGACUAACGAGCGGUUCAUUACCUUCAUGACCCUCCAGUGCCGGACUCUGGCUAACGUGGUAUCAAAGUGGCCCGGAUACGAGUUGCUGGCCGAGAAGCUGCACCGUCACUGCGACAACAUUAAGGAGAACCUGGUGAUGACCGGACGGACGCUGCCGGGAGAGAUCACUGUACUGAACCACGGUGACCUGUGGGUGAACAACUUCAUGUACAAAUACGACGACGAGCUGCCGACGAAACCCAUCGAUGCCAUAUUCGUGGACUUCCAGAACAGCUUUUUUGGCAGCCCGGGCUGUGACAUUAACUUCUUCCUGAAUAGCAGCGUCCAACUGGAUGUUUUGAUCCACCGUCGUGAGUUUCUUAUUCAGACGUACUACGCCUCCCUGCGUGACAGCCUUGAGCGGAUGCACUCGAGUUUCUUGCCCAGCUACGCGGACAUACAGCAGGAGAUCAGGGCCAGGGAGCUGUAUGGGUUCUUCUCCUCCUACGCCUUCCUGCCGAUGGUCACCAUGAAGAAGGAGGACUCGUAUGACAUCAGCAUCGAAGCACUGACGGAUCAGGAUUUCGCCAAGAAGAAAGUCCAGCUGAUGUUCUCCUCCAAUCCCCGCACCACGGACACACUGCGCUACGCUCUGCGCCGUUUUGAUGAGCUGGGCAUAUUCGAUUGAUAUGUAGGGUACACGGAUCCCCAGAUGCUUCGAUCCUUCGAUCCUUAGGCUUAUCGUUCUUGUGCUACUUUUACAAACGCCUUUUUUUUUGUUUUUUGUUUAUAAACAGUACGUAGUGUUAAGCGUAUUCUAUACAUUAAGCAUUAUAUUAACUUAUAAAAAAUAAAAAAAACGUUGCCUA
Molecule: messenger RNA, 1518 nt
Organism: Drosophila eugracilis
Lineage: Eukaryota; Metazoa; Arthropoda; Insecta; Diptera; Drosophilidae
Exons: 3
Coding region: 72-1337 (421 amino acids)
Source: RefSeq, a predicted model, not a curated record